CAUGCAAGCGGGGCAUGCCGCUGCGCUGAAACUACCGCCUGCGUUCCCACCCGCGUAGACAAGCUAGCCAGAGCUUAGCUAGGGAGCAAAGGGGCGCAGCCGGCGCGCGCGAUGCUGCACAUUGUGGGCCUGGGCCUCGGCGACGAGCGCGGCAUCACGUUACGAGGGCUCGACGCCGUCCGCCGCUGCACCAGGGUCUACAUGGAGGCGUACACCUCCCUCCUCCUCACCCUCGGUACCGACCCUUCUUCCAUGCUCGCCAGCCUCGAGAAGCUAUACGGGAAGGGGGUCACGGUGGCCGACCGGGAGAUGGUGGAGGAGCGCGCCGACCAAGUGCUGCGCGAGGCCACCGACGCCGACGUCGCGUUCCUCGUCAUCGGCCACCCCUUCGGUUCUGAUGAGAUUUUCAGGAAAACUACACACUGAUCUGGUUGUUCGAGCCAAGAAAAUAGGGAUAGAAGUGAAAGCGAUCGACAGUGCAUCCGUCAUGAACGCAGUUGGAGUUUGUGGGUUGCAGCUUCGCCGCUAUGGAGAGGCCAUCACCAUACCGUUCUUUACAGAGACUUGCAAACUAGAUAAUUUCUACCAGGUGAUUGUGAACAACCGUUGCCAUGGGCUGCACACACUUUGCCUACUAGGCUCGUGAUGCUUGUUUACCUUUUCAACAUUGUCUGCACUCGUCACUGGUAAGAAAAAAGGCAAUUGGCCAUGAUAUUUCUAUAUAGGAAUAAGUCAAGUCUUAGCCCCUCAACUCUUGAGUUUGUCCGAUUUUGACCCUUAACUACAAAACCGGGUAACUCUCACCCUUAGCUAUCAAAACCGGCUCAAUUUCUACCCCGAGCCUGUUUGAAGUGGUAUUCGAGUGACGUGGCGGUGGUUUUCUGCUGACAUGUUAGCCCAUGUCUCCUCCCUUCCAAACAGAGCACAAAUAGAGGAAGCGCGCCAACGAUGGAGUGCAUGGCGUCGCCGGUGAUGAAGGCUCGAAGGCAUCGGUAGUUGGCGUAGAGGUGGUGGCCAUGUUGUCGUGGACUUGAGCAUUGGCGGUGUAGCGAGGAAACGCAUGGUCGUGGCGAGCGGAUCGACGGAGGCCACUGAUGCAUGGCGACGGCGAGACAUGGAGCAGGUGCACGGCGGAGGAGGGUGCGUGAGCAAGUCCACGGCGCACCGAGGUCGUGGGUGGCCUCACCCUAGCUGGAGAUGGGGCGGAGAGGUGUGGCAAUGAUGAGAUGCCGUAGGGAUCAGAGUUGUUCGUUGUGGCGGUACUGGUGGCCAUUCCGUGUGGGCGAGCGCGACGGGAAAGGGGUUCUGCGGCACCGCACGGCCUCGAGGAAGCCGUAACUAGUCUCGGCUUGGUCAGAGGUGCAGCGAGGAGGCGGCGCUACGAUGAGGUUCAACCGCUAGAGAAGUGGCUCGCUGUGGUGGCACUGCGGUCAUCCUAUAGCGAAGGCAAGCUCGUGAUAGAGCUGUGGUAGUCGUUGCAGUGCUCAUAAUGUAAUAGCAUGGCCUGAGGCUCACCGGAAUCGGAGAUAGGCGUCGGCAGCGCUCUCGUCGGAGUCCGGAAAGAAGGUAGCGGUGGUGGUGCUUUGGCAGCGGAGAGUGAGGGAGAGGGGCGGAAAGGAGUGCAGCGAGGCCGAGGGUGCCCUUUUAUAGACUCAGGGAGGCGUAGAGCGGGGGUGGGGAUUGAAGAGGGGAUUAUGGGCAUCAGUGGAGUGCACGGGGACGGCACUGCGUCUAGGGGGGCGAGGCUC
Molecule: messenger RNA, 1748 nt
Organism: Phragmites australis (common reed)
Lineage: Eukaryota; Viridiplantae; Streptophyta; Magnoliopsida; Poales; Poaceae
Product: probable diphthine methyl ester synthase
Exons: 3
Coding region: 112-426 (104 amino acids)
Biological process (GO): protein histidyl modification to diphthamide
Molecular function (GO): diphthine synthase activity
Source: RefSeq, a predicted model, not a curated record